Molecule: messenger RNA, 726 nt
Organism: Nicotiana tabacum (common tobacco)
Lineage: Eukaryota; Viridiplantae; Streptophyta; Magnoliopsida; Solanales; Solanaceae
Source: RefSeq, a predicted model, not a curated record
GACACGUCAGUUAUCACUCACAAACUCGCACUAAAUAACAGAAAUCUGAAACUCCCAACGUUCGACAUCUCUCCUUAUUCCUUCUAACUAAAACUACCCUUCUUCAACCAAACUUCCUACGCGCAGCUCCCCCUUCCCCAUCCACGCGCCGCCCUUCCCCACAACCACACCCACCCUCAUAAAUUUCCACCUCCCCUUUUUUUUUUUCAGUUUUCCUAUGCUAUUAUUCAGGCCCUGUGUAGUAUGGGCGGUGUGACGUCAUUCAUCGCCGCGAAAUUUGCCUUUUUCCCACCGAAUCCACCAUCGUACACGGUUGUCGCCGACGAAUCAUGCGGCGGCAAGCUAUGCAUACCUGAGGUACCAAGGAGGGAAAACGUGGACGUUUUGAAGCUGCGCACGCGCCGUGGAAACGAAGUCGUCGCGUUAUACGUGAAGCACCCAAAGGCACCCGCCACUACUAUGCUUUACUCGCAUGGCAAUGCUGCUGAUUUGGGCCAAAUGUUCGAACUAUUUGUUGAAUUGGGCCUCCGUCUUCGGGUCAAUCUCAUGGGGUAUGAUUACUCUGGAUAUGGACAGUCCACUGGAAAGUUUGAUGGGAGAUUUAUGGUUGCCUUAUCGAAGCAAAUCAGUCUCCAGCAGGACGUAAAUGAUGGAGAAGAAUUUUUUCGCAAACUUGGAGGUCAUUUAGCUGCCUAGUAUUAUAAAAGGCAUCACACUGAUGACCAC